AUGCACCAAAUCUUCUCAUACUAUAAAAGAAGACGGUUUGAUGGGCAGAGUAACAUUUUCCUUUACCGUAACCUCCAUCACUUCAUUGAUGAUUAUGGGGUAGCUUGCAGACCUUUAUUUCAUCCUUUUCGUCAUGUUACUGAUGAUUUGCUCCGUUUAUGGAAGGGUUUGUACCUUUAUCGGCGGAAGAAGGAUUUGUAUCUGAAGGCUGAAGCAGGCGCCUGCAGAAUAACGGAAUUUUAAGAAUGUUUUUUGCUAGUUGAGAUUGAAAACAUCAAAUAUACGC
Messenger RNA from Cylicocyclus nassatus, 286 nucleotides. The record is from the annotation of a GenBank genome assembly. Lineage: Eukaryota; Metazoa; Nematoda; Chromadorea; Rhabditida; Strongylidae.